Molecule: messenger RNA, 855 nt
Organism: Phaethon lepturus (White-tailed tropicbird)
Lineage: Eukaryota; Metazoa; Chordata; Aves; Phaethontiformes; Phaethontidae
Product: LIX1-like protein
Exons: 8
Coding region: 1-855 (284 amino acids)
Biological process (GO): autophagosome maturation
Cellular component (GO): cytoplasm
Source: RefSeq, a predicted model, not a curated record
AUGUUCAGCCCAAAAGCGGAUGCUUUCCGCGGCUCUGACGGCGCACGUGCAAUGAACGUCGUGGAGGCCCUUCAGGAGUUCUGGCAGAUGAAGCAGUCGCGUGGAGCUGAUCUGAAGAACGGAGCCCUCGUGGUGUACGAGAUGGUCCCCUCCAACAGCCCCCCGUACGUCUGCUACGUCACCUUGCCGGGAGGGAGCUGCUUCGGCAGUUUCCAGUUCUGUCCCACCAAGGCUGAAGCCCGCAGGAGUGCUGCGAAGAUUGCGCUAAUGAACUCGGUCUUUAACGAGCAUCCCUCCCGGAGGAUCACGGAUGAGUUCAUCGAGAAGAGUGUUUCGGAGGCCCUGGCGUCGUUCAACGGCAAUCGAGAGGAAGCUGAUAAUCCCAACACCGGGAUCGGUGCUUUCCGCUUCAUGCUGGAAUCCAACAAGGGAAAAUCAAUGCUGGAGUUCCAGGAGCUGAUGACCGUCUUCCAGCUGUUGCAUUGGAACGGCAGCCUCAAAGCCAUGCGAGAGCGGCAGUGCUCCCGGCAGGAGGUCCUGGCUCACUACUCCCACCGCGCUCUGGACGACGACAUAAGGAACCAGAUGGCCAUGGACUGGGUGAACAGGGAGCAGAAUAGCCCGGGAGCCCUUUCCAGAGAGCUGGCUUCCACGGAGAGAGAGCUGGACGAAGCCCGCCUGGCUGGGAAGGAGCUGCGUUUCCAUAAGGAGAAGAAAGACAUCCUGAUGCUGGCCGCUGGCCAGCUGGGGAGUGAACCGGAGCGCAGCUCCAGCCCCCAGCAGCAAAAGCUCAGCCUAAGCAGCCUCUCGCACAGCGUGUUUGGCCGUAGAGGCAGGCGGAUAUUCGAGCAAUAG